Molecule: messenger RNA, 1210 nt
Organism: Vigna radiata var. radiata (mung bean)
Lineage: Eukaryota; Viridiplantae; Streptophyta; Magnoliopsida; Fabales; Fabaceae
Exons: 1
Coding region: 180-893 (237 amino acids)
Source: RefSeq, a predicted model, not a curated record
AUUUUAUUUACUAAUUUAAUAAACAGGCAAAAUAAAAAAUCAUCAAUAACACUGGCCCUUCCCUUUUGUGUCUAUUUACCAAUUCAACCCCGCUCACUCCACACACUACACACAUCACUCCAUAAAAUAAACCAAAUCAACAAACAAAAAGACAAACAUCCUGUUUCUCCUCUGUUUCAAUGUGGUUACCAUGGCGUGUCCGAACUACAGCUUCGCGUCCCAACCGAUCCCGAUCCCGAGCCUCCACCGUCUCCUGCACUUCCUUCAAAGACAUCCAAACCCUCCUCGCUUCCGAACCCGAACCUAGCUCUCCCAAAUCUCCCUCCCUUUUCCGCCGCCUCUCCGUCUCCCCCUCCCUCCUCCGUUCCCUCAGCGGCUCCCGCGCCACCGCCCCUUCCUCCUUUGCGCCGCCUCCGGACUCCGACUGUUCCUCCGUCGUCCUCUACUACACCAGCCUCCGCGUCGUCCGCCGCACCCACGACGACUGCCGCGCCGUCCGAUCCAUCCUCCGCGGCUUCGCCGUCGCCAUCGACGAGCGCGACGUCAGUGUCGACGAACGCUUCCGCGAGGAGCUGCAGGAGAUUCUCGGCCGCCGCACCGUGCCUCUUCCAAGCGUUUUCAUCGCCGGAACCUACAUUGGCGGCGCAGACGAAGUGCGGCGACUCUACGACAGCGGCGAGUUGCAUGAGCUGAUCGAACGGCUGCCGUUGUCGCGGAGCAUCGCGUGCGGUCUCUGCGGAGGGCUGAGAUUCGUUGUGUGCGACAAAUGCGAUGGAAGCCAUAAAGUGUUCGCUGAAAAGAGUGGCUCCUUCAGGAUCUGUUCUUCCUGCAAUUCCAAUGGUUUGAUCAGGUGCUCUUCCUGUUUCGUGGUGCACCAGCGACACAGCAAAUAAUAAUAGUACCUUCUCUUAGAUUUCCUUUUUCAAUGUUGAUCAUCAUAUCUCUCAGUGAAUCAUUCAUCUUAGAUUCCUGAAGUUUUCCAUUAUACCUUUGCUACGUUACUCUAACCAGUAACCAGCGAAUGGUAUUCGAUUCAAGCCUUGUGGAUACACCAACCAACUUAGGUUAAAUUAUAUAAGUUUAGAAAAUUAUAAUUUCAUGAAACAAUAGUUUUAUUAUAUAGUUUUUAUGUUUAAAUACUUGAGUAGUUUUAAACUCUCGUUUUCCCUCCAGACUGAAAAGUAAAGUGUUUUCAAUUUUUUUGGAGUUU